CGGCCUCUGGUCACAGGAUGGUGAUAAUGAACAUAUUUUACCGUCUGACUAAAAAAAAAAAAAGGGAGGAAGAAACUCCACUUGUCUUGACUCUCUUAUAGCCUCGGCUUCCACCCACCUAGGAAGAGCUGCAGCAGUAGUGUGGGUGAAGAGUCAAGACUUCAAUGAUUAUCCACAGUGAGAGAUGAUGGACUCGGAGGUGUCUGUGCUGCUGCACUGUGCAGCCUGGAGGGGUCUGCUGCAGCCUCAAGUACAAGUGGAGCUCUCUGCAAGCUUCAACAGGCAGACAGAUUCAGCCCUGGAGCAUCAAAUAGAAGAGGCGUGGACAGAGCGGGUGUCCAGGGAGCCGUGGCUUUUCAACGGGUCCAAAUUCAGACUGCACUCUUUCUGCUUGGCCUCAUCAUCCUCUGUUUCUCCUAAACACCCAGCCUGCACUCAUCCACCCCACAUCCCCUUCUCAGACUGUGCAGAGGAACAGGACCACAGCAGACAAAGGAUGGAGGAGAAUUUGUGUACCGCUGAUUCUCUGCAUGACUCUGUCCAGAGCAGUUUGGACAACAGAAACAGACAUGUGAAUCAGAGAGAAAAUGUAGUAAGUGUCAGUGCAUUGUCACAAGCUUCCUCCCUUUACAGUGAAUCUAAGAGCGUCACAGCUGGAUGUCCAGAUGGUGAAGAGGGCGGGCCGCUCCUCACUCUGAGCAUGGGCCUUACAUGCUACAAAGAUUAUCUGGGAACAAACUGGUCGUGUCGAGUGGCGGAGCUACGUCAGCGUGGAGAGGUGGAGUUCGGUGACCCCCUGGCGCUGCUGGCUCAGCCUCUGGGUGUGGGUGGCGUCCUGUGUACAGACGACGGUCAGGUGGUGUUGAUCAGGAGGAGCCAGAGGGUGGCGGAGGCAGGGGGGUUCCUGGACAUCCCCGGAGGUCACCCAGAGCCAAAGGUGGUGUGUGAGCGUCUGGGCCAGACUGAGGUGAGCGAGGAGCAGAUCAGCGUGGACAUGAUGCAGCAGAGGCCCGUCGUCUCCGAGCUGUUCUCGUCUGUGUGCGCCGAGAUCAGAGACGAGGUGAAUAUUCCUCUGAACUCCCUUGGAGAGCCGGUCCUGAUGGGGGUCGCUCUGAAUCACACCAGCGCCGGCAGACCAAGUGCUGAGUUCUACGUCAGUUGCUCGCUGACAUCUGAUGAAGUCAGAAAAUUGUACUGGAAAGGAGGAGCAGAGGCCCAUGAGUCCACAGACAUCGUCUUCCUCAGCAGAAUGGAGGUGUUGCAGCUGGACAGAAGCAGUCCUCUGUGGUCGGAGCUGUGUCCUUCAGCUAAAGGAGCCGUGCUGCUUUAUCAGAAGGUGAAGCCUGACAGUGAGCGAGGCCAGAGCAGACGACACGACGCUCAGAAUCAGAAAAUUGAUCAAAAUGACACAAAGAGUUGAGGGAUUUAUUACUCUUUGACUUUGAGGACUCUCUGAUCAAUGCUGGAGUUAAAAAUGUGCAAAAUACUGUAUAUUUAUCAUCAUUUGUACACUGCAGAGUAAAAUCAUGAUUAACAUUUAAAAAUAUUUUGUAUAAGAAUCCUGAGAAGUGACCUGGUUGUCGCCGGUAAAAUGAUUAAAUACUACAACACUGAUGAUUAUCUUUGAUUGGCCAAAGCAGCGGGUGCAUAUACUGUAGUCUGGAUCUCUGUUUGUAUACUUGCUGAUGUAGUUUGCUCUCUUUUUAAAAAAUUAAAAAACAUCAGUC
Sebastes umbrosus (honeycomb rockfish) is the source of this 1727-nucleotide messenger RNA. RefSeq names its product nudix (nucleoside diphosphate linked moiety X)-type motif 22 (gene nudt22). Bases 185 to 1420 code for a protein of 411 amino acids. The transcript is spliced from 7 exons. Gene Ontology annotation, molecular function: GDP-mannose hydrolase activity. The record is from RefSeq and is a predicted model, not a curated record. Lineage: Eukaryota; Metazoa; Chordata; Actinopteri; Perciformes; Sebastidae.